Messenger RNA from Gloeophyllum trabeum ATCC 11539, 522 nucleotides. RefSeq lists its product as uncharacterized. The transcript is spliced from 3 exons. The coding region runs from base 16 to 342 and encodes 108 amino acids. Lineage: Eukaryota; Fungi; Basidiomycota; Agaricomycetes; Gloeophyllales; Gloeophyllaceae. The record is from RefSeq and is a predicted model, not a curated record.
AGCGGGAAUGUUCUCAUGCAUAUUGGGGGUGCCACAACGUUAACCCUCCCAAAGGAGGGGCAUUUCCCUGCGAUUGAUCCGUUCACUCCCUUCCGCACCGUGGCCACGAAGUCUUCGAAUUCCAUUCUUUGCUAUAUGCGGCGGGGCGCCUUAGUGGCCUGUCACUCCAGCCUCGGAAGCCGCGCCCCGGAGUUUCAUCGGAAUCUCCUCACGGCCAGCAUUUAUUCAGGGACCGAGUCAUUCAUCCAUAAAAACGAACUCGUGGCUGCGAUAUGGUUUCCCUACCUCUUCUCUACUUUCCUAGACGUAGCAAGCCGCCGACGCGUAUCUGUCACCCCCUAGCACUUGGCAACUCGCGCGCGCAUACUGCAGGAUUGUGGCAUUUUUACCAUACCAACUGGGAGCUACGGCGUUCAUGCCGUUAUCAGACUAGCACUGAGUCCAGAGUCGCGGAAUACACGAGGAGCCAGUCAUAGUUGAUAUUAAAAGGGCAUCUAAUUUACCUACAGUAUCAUCUUCCCG